Messenger RNA from Paramacrobiotus metropolitanus, 1982 nucleotides. RefSeq lists its product as uncharacterized. NCBI's taxonomy places the organism in Eukaryota, Metazoa, Tardigrada, Eutardigrada, Parachela, Macrobiotidae. The record is from RefSeq and is a predicted model, not a curated record. The coding region runs from base 580 to 1932 and encodes 450 amino acids. The transcript has 11 exons.
ACCAAUCUACUUUACUUGCAGUCUGGCGUAAGGUAUUUCCUGGGAAAACAGUCUGGCAGCCUUUCGUGCACAAAACUGCCGUAGGUUUUUGCACAAAUACCGGCGACUUGAAACCAAAACAACGAACAAAACUACAAAAGAUGGCUUUCAGAGUGAUUUGUCUUUGGACACUCAUUGGACUAACAUGUUCAUCAUGGGCGACGACAUCGAAUACCGCACUUCCAAAGGAAUUCCUCGGUAUCUUUCGCAAUCCUCGGGAUAAAGCCAAUCAUGUUAAAGCAAUGUCGACUAUCAUUGACAUGUCGCCAGCAAACCUUACUUCAUCGGAUGGAAAUUUCCUGCAUUUUCAAAAACACGACGGCGGCUACUUGUACUGCGUGGUUUUCUUCGACACCGGCUCCGACUUUGUCAAAGCUUGUGUGCAGUUUAAGCUGGGCGAAAAGCAUACGGUUCCGGUCAGAGACCAACAUUUGGAGGUGUUGUUUGAACUCUCCUCUCCGUCCGGAUCGCUUACGGGAACCAUAAAAAACCUCGACAAGCCCGGCAACCCGACGCUGAAUCUGUUUUUCACUGCCAAGGAUGAAGGCCUUCAAGUUAAAUUCAGCACCGCGGACGGCAGUGAACAUACCGCGUUCUACACCCGGAGUCUAUGGGCGUACAUGCAGGGGGUUUUUUGAAAUCGACCCUGUCCGCACCGGGAGCGAAAACGUCAGCAUAGCGAAUACAAUAUUCCAUUCAUUCGGGGAAAUUUACACAGUAACGAACAGCACGCUUCUGCGGAUUACGAAGAUGUUCGCCGAAGAAGAAGGUUACGGCUACUCCCACUCCCAAGUUUUUCAUCCUGCUUAUCAGAUGGGUGUUUCUUUUGUCCUGAAUAAGAUCUACAGUGCACAUUCGGCGAUGUUCAACGGCACACUAGAACACCAUUUUAGUUUGGAGAAUUCGACACCGUCGUCGGCGCUGCUGACUGGUCGGUUCAAAUUGCCUGACGGAAAAGGCACAUUUACCACCUACAUGUUGUUUGAGGGGAGCAGCGUGCAGCAGACCAUUAAGUUCAACGACAAAGAGACAACCAUAUUUUAUACACGAACCAUUCCAGACUGGUUCUAUGGAGCGUUCGAAGAAGUUGGUGAGCAGGAUUACGCCCGGGAACGUUUUGUCGAUCAUGCGAAGAACCCCGAUAAGCCUUGUCCGGCCAAAAGUGGCGGUCUGCGAUUAAACAUUAGCCGCAGUCCCGACACACGGGAAUUUAUCCUGACCAUGGCGCCAUGCGAGGGAGCUGAACCCGCCGCCAUUCCGUUCAAAUUGAACGGAACGACGGAGUUGAAUGAUUAUAAUCAUUUAUACAGCAGCCUAAAGGCAACAACCUUCAUCAAAUCACGGGGAAGCUUGCUCGUUGAUCUGACUUAUACUCCGCGCAAUUCAGUAUCCGAGGCGCAAAAGGUUUCGCUCGAUUUGACCAUGGCUCCCUUCGAUCCUUCGACGGGCAUAAGUUGUGUUGCGUUCGAUGGCCGAUCAACGCGAGCUAUCCGAAUGCGGCGCCUGUUCUCCCCGUUAAUGUUUGGAAAAUUUGAAAAUGCGGAAACGCCAACGACUGUGCUGCAAAUCGCGCCGGUCAACAGUACACACUUUACCCAGACAAUUACAUUGAGGGAUUCUGUCACGAAGGAGUCAUUUGCUUUUAAUACGCCGACAAAAGUGUUGUUAGAAGGGGCAAACCAUCCGCUUAUACGCCAUUAUUUCGAGCACAGCGGAAACGGCAGACCUACGCUGAUGACGUUAACUUUCCACCCACCGCCUCCUGGGGCAGUGGUGGGCAAGCUGAGGCAUGCCAACGUGAAAGUUUUCCGGGCCGAAGGAGUGGACGUCUACCAGAAUGCAAUUGACACACACAAACAUUCGCAGCAGUUUUACGCUCGUAAAUCGAGUUGACAAUAAAAUAAAUAAAAUCAGGCAGUGAAAUAUACCGAACUAGGAAACUU